Messenger RNA from Glarea lozoyensis ATCC 20868, 654 nucleotides. RefSeq lists its product as uncharacterized. The transcript is spliced from 2 exons. The record is from RefSeq and is a predicted model, not a curated record. Gene Ontology annotation, molecular function: structural constituent of ribosome. Lineage: Eukaryota; Fungi; Ascomycota; Leotiomycetes; Helotiales; Helotiaceae. Gene Ontology annotation, cellular component: mitochondrial large ribosomal subunit. The coding region runs from base 1 to 654 and encodes 217 amino acids.
AUGAUCUGCCGCUCCUGUCUCCGCAAAGCCACUCUCAAUCCCUCCGCCCUCCUCCCAUCCUCCACUCGCCGCGCUCUCUCUCACACUCCCCGCCCCCAAAACUCAACCGGCAACACACCAGCAACCUCAACCUCCGCCGCGCAACCCUUCAGCACGCCCCUCAGUCCCACGCCCAACGAAGUAUCUCUCGGCGCCGCAUUACGUCCAAAACCGAAAACAAGUGCUUUACCAAUCUCCUCCGCGCCCAAAGGAACGGUGCUCAAGGGCAUAAACUACAUCAAAGGACGGGAUGACCCAGUUGCUUUAGGCGAAGAGGAGUAUCCGGAGUGGUUAUGGCGGGUUUUAGACGUUAAGACAGAUGUCGAGGGCGGAGAAGUGGAGGAGGGUGAUGAAUUCUCCAAAUCCAAGAAGUUGCGAAGAAAAGCCGCCAAACGCCAGCGCAAACUCGAAGCCCAGAUGCUCCUAAGCGGCAACAUGGAGGCGCUCGCCCCGAAGAUCCCGAUCACGAAGCAGAGUAUUGAUUUACCGGCUAAUGAGGAGGGGACUGUGGAGGGGGCGAUGAAGGCUGUGGAGGGACGGGAGGAGGUGAGGAAGGCGAUGAGGGGGGAGAGGAGGAAGGGGAUUAAGCAGGGGAAUUAUUUGAAGAGCAUGUGA